Molecule: messenger RNA, 2674 nt
Organism: Lutra lutra (Eurasian river otter)
Lineage: Eukaryota; Metazoa; Chordata; Mammalia; Carnivora; Mustelidae
Gene: PANK4
Product: pantothenate kinase 4 (inactive)
Exons: 19
Coding region: 11-2623 (870 amino acids)
Biological process (GO): coenzyme A biosynthetic process
Cellular component (GO): cytosol; nucleus
Molecular function (GO): ATP binding; pantothenate kinase activity
Source: RefSeq, a predicted model, not a curated record
CACAUUCAAAAUGGCGGAGUGUGGAGCGAGCGGCAGCGGGAGCAGCGGGGACAGCCUGGACAAGAGCAUCACGCUGCCCCCCGACGAGAUCUUCCGCAACCUGGAGAACGCCAAGCGCUUCGCCAUUGACAUUGGGGGCUCGCUGACCAAGCUGGCCUACUACUCCACCGUGCAGCACAAAGUGGCCAGAGUGCGGUCCUUCGACUACUCGGGCAAGGACGCAGAGCAGGACCACGAGCCGCCCUACGAGGUCUCUGUGCAGGAGGAAGUCACUGCCCGGCUGCACUUCGUCAAGUUCGAGAACACCUACAUCGAAGCCUGCCUGGACUUCAUCAAAGACCACCUCGUCAGCACGGAGACCAAGGUCAUCCAGGCCACCGGGGGCGGGGCCUACAGGUUCAAGGACCUCAUCGAAGAAAAGCUGCAGCUGAGAGUGGACAAGGAGGACGUGAUGACAUGCUUGAUAAAAGGCUGCAACUUCGUGCUGAAGAACAUCCCCCACGAGGCCUUUGUGUAUCAGAAAGAUUCCGACCCCGAGUUCCGAUUCCAGACCAAUCAUCCCAACAUCUUCCCGUAUCUGCUGGUUAACAUCGGUUCUGGAGUCUCUAUUGUGAAGGUGGAGACCGAGGACAGAUUCGAGUGGAUCGGUGGCAGCUCCAUCGGGGGCGGCACCUUCUGGGGACUUGGGGCUCUGCUCACCAAAACAAAGAAGUUCGACGAGCUGCUGCACUUGGCCUCCAAGGGCCAGCACAGGAACGUGGACAUGCUGGUGCAGGACAUCUACGGCGGGGCCCACCAGACCCUGGGGCUGGGCGGCAGCCUCAUCGCCAGCAGCUUCGGGAAGUCGGCCAUGGCCGACAGAGAGUUCUCCAAGGAGGACAUGGCCAAGAGCCUGCUGCACAUGAUCAGCAACGACAUCGGGCAGCUCGCCUGCCUCUACGCCAGGCUGCACGCCCUCGACAGGGUGUACUUCGGCGGCUUCUUCAUCCGCGGCCACCCCGUCACCAUGCGCACCAUCACCUACAGCAUCAACUUCUUCUCCAAGGGGGAGGUCCAGGCGCUGUUUCUGAGACACGAGGGCUACCUGGGAGCCAUCGGAGCGUUUCUUAAAGGAGCAGAACAAGACAACCCUAACCAGUACAGCUGGGGAGAGAACUACGCAGGCAGCUCUGGGCUGAUGAGCUCGUCCCCAGAGCUCUGCCCGACACAGCGGGCCAGGAGCGGCACCUUUGACUUGCUGGAGAUGGACCGGCUGGAGCGGCCACUGGUCAACCUGCCCCUCCUUCUGGACCCUUCUUCCUACGUGCCUGACACGGUUGACUUGACAGACGACGCGCCAGCCCGCAAGUACUGGCUCACCUGCUUCGAGGAGGCCCUGGAUGGGGUGGUGAAGCGUGCCGUGGCCAGCCAGCCGGGCUCAGCAGACGCGGCCGAGAGGGCCGAGAAGUUCCGGCAAAAGUACUGGGGCAAACUGCAGACGCUGCGGCAUCAGCCGUUUGCCUACGGGACCCUAACCGUGCGCAGCCUUUUGGACACGAGGGAGCACUGUUUGAACGAGUUCAACUUCCCAGACCCCUACUCCAAAGUCAAGCAGAAGGAAAAUGGAGUCGCGCUAAAGUGUUUCCCGAGGGUGAUCCGCUGUCUGGACGCCUUGGGCUGGGAGGAGAGGCAGCUGGCCCUGGUGAAGGGGUUGCUGGCGGGGAACGUCUUCGACUGGGGAGCGAAAGCCGUCUCUGACGUUCUCGAAUCUGACCCCCAGUUCGGCUUCGAGGAAGCGAAGAUGAAGCUGCAAGAGCGGCCGUGGCUCGUGGACUCCUACAGCAAGUGGCUUCAGAGGCUGAAGGGGCCCCCUCACAAAUGUGCCUUAAUUUUCGCAGAUAACAGUGGAAUAGACGUCAUUUUGGGAGUCUUCCCCUUUGUCAGGGAGCUUCUCUCUAGAGGGACGGAGGUGAGCGUCCAGGCCGCGGCGGGACCCCUGCCCUGGGCCCUCCACUCGCAGUGGGGUUGGCGCCGUCGUGGCCUCUGUGGGGCAGGUCAUCCUGGCGUGCAACUCGGGACCUGCCUUGAACGACGUCACCUACUGCGAGUCCCUCAUCGUGGCCGAGCGCAUCGCGGCCAUGGACCCCGUCGUCCACUCGGCGCUCAGGGAGGAGAGGCUGCUGCUGACGCAGACGGGUUCCAGCUCCCCGUGUCUGGACCUCAGCCGCCUGGACAAGGGACUGGCCGUGCUGGUCCGGGAGCGAGGCGCGGACCUGGUGGUGAUCGAGGGCAUGGGCCGUGCCGUCCACACCAACUACCACGCGGCCCUGUGCUGCGAGAGCCUCAAGCUGGCCGUCAUCAAGAACUCCUGGCUGGCCGAGCGGCUGGGCGGCCGGCUCUUCAGCGUCAUCUUCAAGUACGAGGUCCCGGCCGAGUGAGGCGCCGGCCCCGCCGGGCAGCUCUGCUCAGCGCUUGUCAGGGACGUGCUCCGACCGCAGCAGGGAAACCGAGUUCCAAGCAGAGCGUUCGUGUCGCACACCUGGGACAGGAGCAGGAGCCAGGCGUGCCCCGGUGCGAGCGUGUGCCGUCAGGUCUCUGUGAUGCUGCCACGUUCGUGCUGGGAGACGCGACUUUUGUCCAGUGAGACAUGCGUAUUGGAAUAUAUUUAACUGUGAAAUAAUCUUUUAUACACACA